AGUCUCUGUUUCGUGAAUUAUUGUUCGCUUUAUUUUGUCGCCGUUUCGUAACAACUAAUAAGUACAAAGCGAAAGCGAUUGAUCUGUUUUCCUGGAUUGCAGUACGAUCAUCUACCUUGUGGUGAACAAAAAAACGUGCGAUAAAAAUAAAUAUAAAUACCAACAACCGAUUGCCUGCUCGCAUUACACAGUUAAUAUAACGGAAAGGUCGCGUCCGUCUACCGUUUGCGUUUUCUUCAAUAUUUUCUCACCGUCCGCAAGUCGACAUGUCGAGCAACGAGGAAAAAGCCAUCGCCCUGUUAACCGAAGCGGACAAGAAACUCAACUCGUCCAAAGGACUAUUUUCCUCGUUAUUCGGGAAUGUUUCUAAGGUAGAAGAUGCAAUUGAUUGUUAUCAACGUGCUGCAAAUUUAUUUAAGAUGGCAAAAAAAUGGUCACAAGCUGGUAGAGCAUUUAUUUUGGCUGCUGAUCUCAACUCUAAAUCGGGCCGUAAACAUGAUGCUGCUACAAAUUAUGUAGACUCUGCAAACUGCUUUAAAAAAACUGAUCCAAAUGAAGCGGCAACAUGUCUGGAAAAAGCUAUCGACAUCUAUACUGAUAUGGGCCGUUUUACGAUGGCUGCGAAACAACAUCAAAAUAUAGCGGAAAUGUAUGAGACUGAAGCUGUUGAUCUAGAACGUGCUAUAACCAACUAUGAAAAGGCCUCAGAUUAUUUUAUGGCUGAAGAAAGCAAGAGUUCUGCUAACAAAUGCAAACUUAAGGUGGCACAGUAUGCUGCACAACUGGAAGACUAUGACCGAGCCAUUCAGAUAUACGAAGAGGUUGCUGGGACAUCAUUGGACAGUUCUUUGUUGAAGUACAGCGCAAAAGAAUAUUACUUCCGAGCAGCUUUGUGUCAUUUGUGUGUUGACGUGCUUAAUGCUCAACUGGCCAUGAAUCAAUACACUGAACGAUACCCGGCAUUCCAAGAUAGUAGAGAAUACAAAUUACUACAGGUGUUGUUAAACCACAUUCAAGAACAAAAUGCUGAUGGUUUUACUGAAGCUGUUAAAGAUUACGAUUCCAUAUCACGGUUGGACCAAUGGUACACAACAAUACUAUUGCGCAUUAAGAAACUGGUAAAUGACACUCCAGAUUUGCGUUAAUUUUGUUUAUGAAUAAGUACAUAUUUUUAAAUUCCUUAAUUUAUAAAUUUACUCUCAUAGAAAGCAAAAAAAAAAAA
Acyrthosiphon pisum (pea aphid) is the source of this 1222-nucleotide messenger RNA. RefSeq names its product Alpha-soluble NSF attachment protein (gene alphaSnap). The record is from RefSeq and is marked provisional. NCBI's taxonomy places the organism in Eukaryota, Metazoa, Arthropoda, Insecta, Hemiptera, Aphididae. Gene Ontology annotation, cellular component: SNARE complex; vacuolar membrane. The transcript is spliced from 5 exons. The coding region runs from base 267 to 1145 and encodes 292 amino acids. Gene Ontology annotation, biological process: intracellular protein transport; SNARE complex disassembly. Gene Ontology annotation, molecular function: soluble NSF attachment protein activity; syntaxin binding.